CUUCUAACCCAAAUCCUUCCUUCUGUGACUCCCUUUUGAACAUUCAAAUCCCUUUGCUACUUCAUCACUAUAUACCAACAAUGGUUGAUGCUCUUGUUUCCAGUGUCAUGCAACAAUUGGGCACCAUCAUCCAGAAGGAGGUUGAACAAGAGGUCCGAUUGGUCGUCGGUGUGAAAACAGAAGUCAAAAAGCUGUCCCGUACUUUCACCAAAAUCCAGGCUGUGCUCAAGGAUGCUGAAGAGAGGCAAAUCAAGGACAAUUCAGUGCGGCUUUGGUUACAAGAUCUGAAAGACGUAGCCUAUGACAUUGAUGAUGUGUUGGAUGAGUGGAGCACUGAAAUUCUCAAAUCUCAAAUACAAGGUGCUAGAAGCAUCAGUCUGACUAAGAAGGUAUGCCCCCUUAGCAACUUGUUUUCUCCUUGCUGCUUUAGUUUCAAGAAAAUUGGCCUGCGCCAUGACAUUGGUCAUAGGAUAAAGGAGAUAAAUGAAAGGGUAGAUGAAAUUGCAAGUUUGCAAGAUAAAUUUCAUUUUAUUGAAACUACUGCUUCUAGAAAUGAAAUCAUGAUAGAUGAUGAUUCAAGUAGGAGGAGUCUAGAAAGUAGCUCCCUUGUUGAUGUCUCGAAAGUAUUUGGUCGAGAUGAGAAUAAAAAUUUCAUAAUAAGCAAGUUGGUAAGCGAGGGCAGUAGUACUCAACAAGAAAUGGUUUCUGAUGAUCAAGAAGUCUCCAUAAUAAUAAUCUCUAUCGUCGGCAUGGCCGGUAUGGGCAAAACUACACUUGCCCAAUUGGUCUUCAAUGAUGAUAGGGUGAAAAACCAUUUCAACAAGAGAAUGUGGGUACAUGUGUCUAAACAUUUUGAUAAAAUGAAGGUUGCCAUGCGUAUUAUUGAAGAAAUCGGCGGUGGUGGUGGGAACAUUAAUGCCUCCCAAGGUGGUCAUCAUGAUAUUGCAUGGGAAUCUGUGCAUCGUCAACUGACUAGUUCUGUUGAAGGAAAGCAUUUCUUACUAGUGUUGGACGAUGUGUGGAAUGAGGAUCAUAGUUUGUGGUAUCCAUUGUGGCUUUCUCUCAAACGUGGUUCUCUGGGAAGUAGAAUUAUUGUAACAACUCGCAAUGAGAAUGUUGCAUCCAUGAUGGGUACCACAUAUAUACAUAAAUUAGGAGAAUUGUCCGAUGAAGGUUGUUGGGCAGUGUUGAGAUAUUAUGCCUUUCUUGGAAGGAAAAAGGAAGAGUCUAAACAAUUGAAAGAAAUUGGCAUGAAACUUGCUAACAAGUGUAAGGGAUUGCCUCUUUCGGCAAAGACUUUAGGAAGUCUUUUGCAUUUCAAAAAGUCAAAACAAGAUUGGCAUUAUAUAUUGGAAAGUGAUGUAUGGAAGGUUAUAUCAAAUGUUGAUCAACCAAUCUUGCCGGCUCUGUUACUAAGCUAUAACGAUUUGCCCUCUCAUUUGAAACAAUGCUUUGCAUAUUGUUCAAUCAUGCCGAGAAAUUAUUGCUUUGGAAAAUUACCUGCAGUCAGAGAAUGGAUCGCACAAGGCUUUCUUGGUGAUAGCUUGGCAACAAGCAGUGGAGAUUUGUUUAAAGUAGGUGAUGAGUACUUCAAUAGUUUGGUCAUACGCUCAUUUUUUCAAAAAAACAUUAACUAUUCGAAAGGAAGCAUACAAUACUAUGGAAUGCAUGAUCUUGUCCAUGAUUUUGCAAAAUCCCUUGUAGAGAAUGAAUGCUUUACUUUUACAGCUAAGGAUACUACUGCUCAGGAAUCCAGCUUUAGUAGAGCCCGUCAUUUAUCUCUAUUAAUAGAAGAGAUAAGCAUGAUUCCUUCUUUCCUUUAUAACAUGAAGAAUCUGCGCACUCUUAGAAUCAUUGGACAGAUUCCUAAAAUUUCUUCUGAGUUAUUUGGUCACUUAACAUGUCUUAGGACACUGAGUUUGGGUGGUGCUUACCUUGAAGAGCUUCCAAAUGAGAUAGAGAAGUUGAUACAUCUAAGGUACCUUAACUUGUCCUAUGCAAGGUUUAGAGAACUACCUAAAACAGUGACUACUUUGUACAAUUUGAGAGUAUUAAACUUUAGUGGAUGCAUGAAUCUUUGUAAACUGCCUGAAGGGAUUGGGGGAUUGGUCAAUUUGAUAGAACUUAAUGUGACAGAAUCUCGCCAACUAAGCUACUUACCAGAAGGGAUUGGAAGAUUAAGCAGAAUGCGUCGCUUGUCAGACUUCAUUAUUGGUGGGAUGGAAAGCGGAGGUUGCAAGAUUGGAGAAUUGAAAGAUCUCAACUUCCUUAAAGAUUCUCUAAACAUAAUAGGUUUGGGGAGAGUGGAAAACGGAAAUGAAGCUAAGCUGGCAUUCUUGAAGAAUAAGCAACACCUUCGUGCUUUGUAUUUCUAUUUUAAUCAAUAUACGGGUGUCACAAUAGUUGACGAGGUGGUCGGAGGAGGAGGAGGAAGAAGGAGAAGAAGAAGAAGGAGAAGAAGAAGGAGAAGGAGAAGGAGAGGGAGAAGAAGAAGGAGAAGCAGGUGGUUCACGGGUUGAUGAAGAAGAAAAAGAAUUAGCUGAUGGGGAAGAUGAAACGAAAGGAGAAGAAGAAGAAGUUGAUGGAGGAGAUUUAUUGUCAAGGAGGAUGGAAGAAGUGCUGGAAAGUCUCCAACCACAUCCAAACCUUGAGAAACUAAUAAUUUGGGACUAUCUUGGUGUUGCGUUCCCUAAUUGGAUGUGUAGUCAUACAGACUUUGUGAUUUCCUCCAAUCUAGUUUUCUUGGUACUCUCUUACUGCAGGAAUUGUAAACAAUUGCCUCCGACUCUGGGGAAACUACCAUCCCUUGAAACCCUUGUAAUAGCUGGAAUGGAUAAGGUGAAACUCAUGGGUGUUGAAUUUUUUGGAAUCAAUCAUGGUGUUACAAAAAGUGACUCUGGAGUUGAUGCAAUAUUCCCGAAGUUGAAAGUAUUUCAGUUGUCGGAAAUGCCGGAUUUGGAGGAGUGGAAUGUGAGGAUACAAGAAGAAGAAGAAGGGAAAGGGUUCGUCUUUAUGCCAUGUCUCCAGUAUCUUGUUCUUGCUGGAUUGCCCAAGCUAAGUUCGUUUCUCCAAUACCUUACCCAGGUUACAUCCCUGAGAAAAUUGUUCAUAUGGUACUGUCCAAAGUUGAAUUGGAUGUCAUCAUCUCUAUCCUCCCAUCUUCCUGUUCUACACGUUGAGGAGUUGAUUUUGAAAAUGGACGCAGGUUCAUUUUCAAAGUCAUUAGUAUCAAACAACCACAUGUUCCUCCCUAAGCUCAAGUUGUUGCGUAUAAGACAAUCACCUUACUCGUCGUUACCUCAAGGCUUAGGGCAACUCACAACACUUGAGAUUCUAGAUAUCCGAACCUGUUCUAAGAUCAAAUCAAUACCUGAGGAGGAGUUGGAGCAUCUCACCGCACUCCGAGAGUUGAGGAUCAUGAGGUGCCCUUCCUUGAGACAACGCUGCCGAAAGGAGAAAGGGGAAGAUUGGAGAAAGAUAUCGCACAUCCCAAACAUCUUCUUCGAUGACAAGAAGAUCAAAUGAGGAGACAUUUCCACAAUAAGAGGCCAUGGAGGAAAGGUAUUUGAGGUUCGAGAUACCAGAGGACCUUGAUUAAUGUUUGAUACCCAAUGUUGGUGGGAACCAACACAACCUACUCCGUACUAUCACCACCUAGUUAGGGAGUUCAGGUUGAUCAGUCUGGAUGUUGCAAUAAUCUUGCGUUCAACACUGGCAGAUCAAGGAGUCUGUGGAUGUCAGAAAAAUUCUAUGUUCUUGAGCUCAAGAGAGAUUUUCGCCUUCCUCUGUUGCAGAGCAUCAAUGUCAAUUGCCACACAUAGAGCCAUCUCCAUGCUGGUUUGUUGGUUGGAUCUGGUGACGGACCAAGGAUGAUUUGGUAGGGGAAAGAGCUCAUUUUCCACAUGAAUCAUUAAAUUGGGGCUGAUCAACCCACAUUAACCCUCCCUCAACUUCUCCAAAGGGAUUUGAGGUCAGGAUACUAGAGAACUUGAAUGCUUGAUACCUAAUGCUUGAGCUGGUGUAGGAUGGAAACGAACACGGCCUGCCUCUGUCAUCACCAGUUCACCACCAAAGUCGAGGCACAUCUCUAAUAUGGGAUUUACCCUUUUUUGUGUGUGUGUGUGUGUGUUUUAGAACAUUCCCUUUUGACCAUUGUCAAUAUCUCUACGUUCCAUGGUGAACUCCUUAGAGCAUGGAAGAGCAUCCAAUCCAAUGAUGUGGGUUCUUGGCAGACUCUGCUAUUAAGAAGCUGGAAGUUUUGUUUUAUAAGGUGUUGAGAUAUUGGCCAAAUGCGAGAGAGACUUCCUACUGCCUUCAACGAUCUGGAGACCCUGAAACUGAUAUUUACAAAACCAAUCCCAGUGAGAUCUUAGUGGCAUGUCUUCUUCUAUUGCCAGACCUUUUUUGGAUUUCCUCAAUUUCAAGGCCCUCAAUUUCGGUCAUGAAGGCGAGAUUGAUAGAAACUGUGAAAUGUGAAAUGUCAAUUCAUCAAGCUGAUACUUGACAAUUCACCAGACCUUAAAGAUAUGACAAUGCAUCAAGUAAAGGGUAUAUUACUAUUUCAAGGAGCCUCAUCAGUAGCCAAAAUCGUUUAUAUGCCUCUGUCAAAAUUCAAGGAUUAGGUUUCUUCUACAAUCAUUGAGUGGGAUUUGGUUCUGAUCCUCUGUUUCGGCAUCUUCAUCAUCACAUGAAUGCACAUCAAUAUCGGCGAAACUGGCAAGUGGCUGAGGAAACCCAAUCAUCACUUCUGCACCUUCCCAUCUUCAUCCGAAGCAGAACACAGAUGUUGGAGGAGGCCGACGAGGUCCAAUCAUGGCUCUAUCAUCCUCUCAAAACUGGGCAUUAUUCAGGAAUCGACAUUUUAAUCAGUGGAGUCAGGUUUCUCACCACCAAAAGCAGCCUCAUCUUCUGUUAGCUCUGGCACGUCGCUCAUGCUUCCCAUCUAUGGUUCUGAUCAUGAAUGUAUCCAAAAACAAAACUCCUUAAGCUAGAAACUGGGUCUUGACUCUGACUGCAUAGAAGCACAUCAUAUACUUUUUGAAUUUGUUCAAUGAAAACAACCCUUGAACGAUUUGCCAGCAAACCUAUCAUGGAUCUAUCUCCUCAAAAACAUAAUCAAAUCCUUUCUUAAUGGCAACUACUGAAUUUCAUCAAACAAUGGUGAAUAAGUCAUUAUCAACCUACUAGAAGCCACAGAGCUUGAGAACAUAAUAUCUUCCAGAAUGAAGUCUAGUUUGAUAGCUAGAUCCCCUAACUAGGAGAUAUUCAAGUACAAGAAGUCAAGAAUAGCCACCUGAAAGGAGGAGACUGAGCAAUGCUACUGCAAUCCCACUCAAGAGAUGGAAAACA
This is a messenger RNA of Macadamia integrifolia, 5349 nucleotides long. RefSeq names its product putative disease resistance protein RGA3. The coding region runs from base 81 to 2519 and encodes 812 amino acids. Gene Ontology annotation, molecular function: ADP binding. Gene Ontology annotation, biological process: defense response to other organism. The transcript has 7 exons. The record is from RefSeq and is a predicted model, not a curated record. Lineage: Eukaryota; Viridiplantae; Streptophyta; Magnoliopsida; Proteales; Proteaceae.